AUGGCUGUACGCACUUUGGCAGAUACAUUCAAGGAGGAGGAACCUAUUGGAGCACAGUUAAUUAACUGUCGCAUGUACAUGGAUGAUGUGAUUGAAUCAUUUGAUAAGAGUGAAUUAGCUAUUGCAGCCAUGGAUCAGGUGGAUCGGAGAUUUGGAAAGGGCUCCUUCAGAAUAAAAGAAUGGCAUUCUAAUGACCCCUCUGUUGACGGAUGCCCAGAAGACAAGCAAACACGAGUUUUGGGUCAUGUAUGGGAUAAGGCUACGGAUAGUGUGGCUAUUCAGCUAGACAAAUUCAGUGAGGAGUUUUCAAAACUAACAAAGCGGAAGGUUGCUAGUUUGGUAUCAAAGUUGUGGGAUCCUACAGGUAUGUUAUCUCCUGUAAUAAUUAGAUACAAGAUUUGUCAUCAGGAUUUAUGGGCUAGUGGAGUUGGUUGGGAUGAUGAAUUGAGUGAAGAACAAAUCAAAAUGUGGAAGGGAUAUGUUCAUGAAAUGAAUCAACUAAUUGGAUUUAGACUAGAUCGGAUGAUAAAGCCAGAAGAUUCUCUAGGCGACCCUCAACUUCAUGGAUUUAGUGAUGCCAGUAAAUCUGCCCUAGGUUCUGUGAUCUGGCUGAAAUGGAAUACUUCUCAUGGAGUAGAACUGAAAUUUGUCAUCGCAAAGUCUUUAGUGGCUCCGUUGAAACAGCGUUCUAUUCCACGUCUUGAGCUUACUGCUGCUGUGGUUAUGGCUAGACUUGCCUUGCUUGUUUUGCAAGUGGUUGACAGGGUUAGUACCAUGAAAUUUUGGACCGAUUCAGAAGUAGUGUUGGCCUGGGUUCGCUCUCCUGCUAGAACCUUUAAACCAUUUGUGUCAGCUAGAGUUCAGGAGAUUCAGGAUGUUUUGCCAUGA
Molecule: messenger RNA, 888 nt
Organism: Macrobrachium nipponense
Lineage: Eukaryota; Metazoa; Arthropoda; Malacostraca; Decapoda; Palaemonidae
Exons: 1
Coding region: 1-888 (295 amino acids)
Source: RefSeq, a predicted model, not a curated record